GUUAGAUAGCGGAAGUGGGCUGUAACUUAAAAACAUAAGCUUCUACAAUGAGUUGUUGACAGUUCACAAGAACACGUUGUGUGGAACCCACACAUCGACAUCCUGGUUCGAAGUAUUUAUGAAUAUUUGUACAUUACAGCAUUAGUAAUGAAGUGAGGACUGGCAGCAAUUAAAAUGAAUACAAAUGGUGUUCCCAUCCUGGAGAAGCCUCCUCCUCUCCCUCCCCGCCAACGCUCAUUUGUGAGGACAUCACAGCCCCCUCCAAUUGGUUGGGCUAUGCCUGAAGGAAAUGCCUGGGAGCCACCCACUUCUACGACGGCUACUAACAACGGACAAUUUUCAGCGAAUAAUAGUUUGGUAUCCGAUUCAGUCAAUGAAAACAGACCUACCUCAGCACCAGCAUUUACUAACUUUCAAACAGCAUCGGGUGCUAGUCAUUUCUCAGAAAAACCAAAUAAUAUUGAUUUGGCUGAAGCUAGAAGAGAACAAAACUCCCUGAUAUCUUUGUCCCCAGAUAAUACUCUGAGACAAAACCAAACUCCAAACAACAUAUUUAGUUCUGACCUGGAAGGUAUUGAUUUUACGACAUCUGCUGAAAAUAAUAGUGAUACAGCCAAGGAAGCCUCAGGUCAGUCGGACUCCCCAGAAAAAGGAAGUCCAACGAAAAAUUACCAGGAAUUCAGACAUGUAUUUUGUGAUACAGCAGGUGGAAAAGAGAAAUCCAGUCUACCAAAAUCAGAAACCUACCCUCAGACUUCAGGGAAUACAGGGUUACAAUAUGGUUGGAAUAGUAAUUUGUUUAAUAAUGAUCCAUGGAAACCUUUUGGUGCUACUGCCGUGGAUGUUAGGGCUUCUGGACCAGGACAUACUGCUAGUGGACAACCCACUGGGCUUUGGCCCACUGGUCCAUUUCCCCACCAAGCAUUUGGUCAGAAUAGUGGCUUUGCAGCACCUGGUGCACAAUUUGGAUCAUCAUUGUCCCUAACUUCUAAUCCGUUUUCUAAUGUAGCGCCCACACUACCUGUGCGAUCCUGUUCUACAUUUUCUGAUGCUGACUUCAACACUGUUGUGCUACCACCAACAUCUACAGGUGUUCAUGGGAAUUCUGUCAAUCUGAGUCAGUCAUCUACAAAUGCAAGUCAUUUGCAAAAUCUUUUUGAGUUAGACAAUAUUUCACAAUGGGAGAGAGAUCUUUCAGAAGGAAAAUCAAAUUCUGAAAAGUCCAAUGACCUGAUGGAUUUUUCUCCUUCAGAGGAAAUGGAGUAUUUAUCUCUUGAUUCAUUUGAUCCAUUAUAUGAAAGGACUCGAAGGGAAUCAUUUACUUCUAAGGAUAAAGUUCCCUCAUAUUUGAUUGGUGAUAUAAGUGCAAGGGAGGUAACCCCUGGGUUAAGACAACUGUCGGAGGAUCAGAUGGGCAGGAGACAGAGGAGCAGUGGUGGAUCACUGUAUCCAGUAGAACAGCUACAGGCAGCCAGAGUAUCCUCUGAUAUACAAGCAGGAGAAGAGGAUCUGGAGAAGUUUCUACAGUCGACAGCAACAGAGAGUGAAAAGACGAGCCAGGUUGAACCUCCACCUCGCCCACCUCCUAUCAAGUCCUCAACAAAGUUGUAUGAAACCUUACGAAAACGCCUGUUUGUGGACGAUGAAUCACAUGCAUUCUGUCAAAUGGUAGCAGAUUUGAAGUCGAAGUACAAGUCGACAGAUGAAGACUGUAACUUGGGAUUUGUUGUGAGCCCCAUGUGUGAUAAACAGCAGCCCUCACUCUCCGUAAAAAUUGUCAUCUACUCCGACUUUGCCUCGGACCCAGUUUUAUUUACAUGUGAUGUCCACACCCUGGUGGAGCACAUUGUGUGUAACGCGUUGUACAACCAUCUGACAGAUGUCUCCAAUAGUUUUUGCUCCAAGGAUUUCAUCCUCAAAGUGUCAGACAGAUCCGAGUACCUUCUCAAUGACCAAGAAUUGUCCAAGUAUGAGUAUGUCCACGAGUGUCUAAAGCUUGACCAAGAUAUACGGUUCACACUGAUGCGACGUCAAGAUGUUUUCUUGCCCUUCCUCAGGACGGUGGAUGACGAUGCCCAGAACCUUGUCUUCCCUAAAGAUUACAUCAAGACAGAUGAAGCUGUAGUCACCAGAGGACAAUUAGAAAUUCUGAUAAACAUUUUCUACACACAAGUGGAAAAAUUACGGGAUCAUGUUCUAAAGAAUGAGACCAACGAGAUACGCUUCCGAAGCCUACAGCAGUCUGUGAAGGCUGUAUGUAUGACACUGGCCAAAAUAGAGACAAUAGACAUCACGAAAACCCUACGUCGGGCUGAGGGAAUUGUUCAACAGUUUGUGAGUCAAGAAACUCGACAAAAUUAUGACAAUGAAGUAAAGAUGAAGGGGUCGGACCAAGACACACAAGUAGCCUUCCACAUGGCUAUCCGGUGCUCAUUAAUAGAAGAGUUAGAGGAAGUACUUGACCAGCUUCUGGUGACUGUCAAACAGCUCAUCAAAAUGUACUGUCACACAUUCCAUACCGAUUAUUUGCUGGGUACAGCUGUACAGCCUGUCAGGGAGACAAAUCCUGUGGUUGCAUUGGAGGACAACUUUAUUCUACACAUUGCCACGGUCCACCGCAUCCCUGUCACCUGGUCACAGAAGUAUGAUGAAUACAAGAUCAUCUGUAGUCUUCAUUAUGGAAAAGACAAAAUUGACCUGGAUGUGGUGACUUCAUGUAAAACCAUAACUACGACUCAGCUAUGUGGGCUAGAGUGUAUAUUGUGGGACGAAUGGGUGAGUUUUGAUGAGAUCCCAGUCCAGGUGUUGCCAAGGGAGACCCGAGUGUGUAUGACACUUUGUGGUGUCAAGGUUGUCCCCAGCAGUAACCAGAACAACACACAGGGAACCAAGGUUUUGUCACCCCUAGGUGGGGUCACUGUUCAGCUUUAUAACCAGUCAGGGAACCUGAUCAGCGGUAAUCUGUUGGUUCCUCUGAAGAUGUACAGUGUGGCUGAUCCGUUCAUCCCUUUCUGUUCCUCUCUACAGUCUGAUGCAGCACUCAUACAUAUCAAUCUGCCUGACUUUGGGAAACAGAUCGUGUUCCCUGAUGUUUACAUACAGAAAAGCUGUGAGAAGAAGCAGUUCUCAUCACUGCUACCAGAGAUCCAGAAGAUAGCCAGAGACACUAUGGAGAAGGACUGUGUGUCAUCUUGUCAGGCAGAUGAACUUGAGAUACUGUGGCGCUACCGCAACUAUCUUCAUGACUUCCCAGAUGCGUUGCCAUGGAUACUGCAAGGUGUGGUACGCUGGGAUUGGGCAAGCCUGUCCGAUGUUUACUCCUUACUGCAGAGCUGGGGUGGUAUAGAUCCUAUGCAGGCCCUGGAGCUUCUCCUACCACAAUAUCCUGACAAUAAAGUGAGAAAAUUUGCUGUUGACUGCCUGAAGAAAAUGGCAACAGAUGACCUGAUCGAGUUUAUACCUCAACUUAUCCAGGCCCUGAAGUAUGAGAGUUAUCAUGCCUCGGACCUAUCGCGACUUCUCCUCGAGCAGUCCUGCAAAAGUAUCAGAUUUGCUCACAAGUUCUUCUGGCUGCUAAAAGGAGCAGCCCAGGACAGUACUUACAAACAUAGAUAUGAACUGAUGUUUGUUGCCCUGGUGAGUGUAGCUGGUGACGCACUCUACCAGGAGUUCAGGAAACAGGAGGAGCUAGUUAAGAUCCUCACCAAUGCUGCUGAGAAAGUCCAGGUGUCCAAGGAGAAGGAUGGAACAUUGAAGCGAGAGAUGCAGGCGGUGUUUGAAUUAUUUGAGGAUCGAGGCAGCAUUUUGUUGCCUUAUAAUCCUGGCCUGGCUGUGUCAGGGGUGGACCUCAAGUCCUGUUCUUACUUCACUUCCAAUGCCUUACCUCUCAAACUGGUGUUCAAGAGUACCAACAUCAAGGCCGAGCCCAUAUAUGUUAUGUUCAAGGUUGGGGAUGACCUCCGACAGGACAUGCUGACCAUGCAGAUGGUCAAGAUAAUGGACAGACUGUGGCUUAGGGCUGGACUUGACCUCAAAAUGAUCACAUUUGCUUGUCUGGCCACAGGACCUAAAAGAGGUGUGAUAGAGCUUGUCAUGGAGUCGGACACACUACGAAGGAUCCAGGUGUCCUAUGGCGUCACUGGUUCAUUCAAAGAUCGGCCAAUUAAAGAGUGGCUUCAAAAACACAAUCCCACAGAACUUGAAUACCAGAAGGCCUUGGAGAACUUCACUAGUUCCUGUGCUGGCUACUGUGUGGCCACCUAUGUCCUCGGGAUUUGUGACCGCCACAACGACAACAUCAUGCUCAAACAGUCGGGACACAUGUUCCACAUAGACUUCAACAAGUUUCUUGGAGAUUCCCAGAUGUUUGGGAACAUCAGAAGAGAUCGUGUGCCAUUUGUUUUGACCUCUGACAUGGCCUUUGUGAUAAACAAUGGUGAGAAGAGAAGUGACCGCUUCCAGAACUUCAUUGACCAGUGUUGCCAAGCCUUCAACAUCCUCAGGAAAAACGCAAACCUUUUCCUGAACCUGUUUGCCCUGAUGACGAGAGCAGGUAUUCCUGGAGUUAGUGAGAAUGCCGCCCUGUAUAUCCAGAAAGCUCUACUACCCAAACUGACCGACGCUCAAGCUUCUGCUAUAUUCACAAGGAUGAUAGAGGACAGUCUGAAGUCUGUGUUUACACCGAUCAACUUCUUCAUCCACAACCUGGCCCAGCUUAAGUUCUCUAGUCAUCAGGAAGGAGCACUACUGUCCUUUGUACCAAAGACCUACAGUGCCAACACGGAUGGUAAAUUGAAACAUGUAUCACUACACAGCUACCAGAAACGUUAUGAGCCAGAUAAACACUAUAUUUUUAUCUUCAAAGUGGAACGAGAAAGCCAAAAAUUGCCUACAUAUGUCUUCCGACAUUAUUCUGAACUGGUGGAGUUCCGCACUCGUAUAGUAGAGCUCUUCCCAUUGGUCAGUUGGCCACCUCUUCCAAGCAGAUUGGUCAUUGGUCGGUCACAAGUCAAGUCAGUAGCCGAGUCCAGGAAGCCAGAGAUAGAAAAAUUUCUUGCUGAACUUUGGCAGAAAACUGCAGAGAUAAAAGAGAGUGAUCUGGUAUACACGUUCUUCCACACACUACUGCGAGACGAACAGGAAUCACAGAUUGAGAAACUGGACACACAGAAGAGGAGAGUAAAUCCUGUUCAGCUUAUCCAGCAUCCGAACCAGUUUGGCCAGCUCAAGCUGUCCCUUCUGUAUUCAAAGGAAUCCCUCAUGGUCAACAUCAUGCAUGCCAGGAACCUGCCUGGUACUCCCGUGCCGCCGAGUCCCUAUGUGAAAACCUACGUACUUCCUGACCCAGAAAAGCAAACAAAACAGAAAACAAAGAUAGUCAAGUCGUCAACACACCCAACCUAUAAUGAAGUGAUUGAGUACAAAAUGGCAUUGUCAGAUCUUCAACACAGGACAUUACAAGUGAGCGUAUGGGACCAUGAUAUUAUGAAGGAGAACAGUUGUCUGGGGGCAAUCUACAUCAAGUUACGUAGCCAAAACCUAACCACAGAGACCGUCAACUGGUUUCAACUCCACAACAUACAGAUCACCGAUUCCUCCACACUGGCAUAAAGUAGAAAUAGCGGAACAUACAGAUCACCGAUUCCUUCACACUGGCAUGAAGUAGAAAUAGCGGAACAUACAGAUCACCGAUACCUCCGCACUGGCAUGAAGUAGAAUAACAACAGGUACUGGACUCAAACUCCUCGACACAAAUGCAGAGAGCCUUGUACUAACUGGCAUUAAGACUUCUCCACAAAAUGUGUGUCAUGUUUCUUAUAUGAAAAAGGAAAACAAAUGGACUCUGUUGCCAAUGUGAAUUCAAACUGUAUAGCAGAUUCCUGCUUGAUUUUAGUGUGGAAUAGAGGUUGCCAACCUUAUGAAACCAAUAACAGAAUUCUACAAAAGUUAGAUAUUGAUUUUUAUAACACUAUGUAUGGUGUAUGGUCGUUUGAAAUCUUUACAUUAGCGUAAAUGUCAUAAUCUUUAUAAAUUAUUGGUAAUAAUAUUUUAUUUCAUCUCUAGUCUAAAAAUGUACAUUUUGUAUAUAAAUAUUGACACAGUUUACUGAGUAUGAUGUCAAGAAUUUGUUAUUUUAAAAAAUACUGUAAAAGUCUUUUAUUUGUGGUGUCUAAUUUUAGCAGAUUUGCUUAAGUGUCAAUUUUUUAUGGGAUCUGUAUUUUGCGGAUUUGAGAUGAAGUGACAUGGCACAAUGUUCUGAAGUAAAAAUGGAUUAAAUUGCUUUUUAUUUCAUUGGUUGAAAUUUUGGUUUAAAAAAAAUUCUCCUGCAAAAAUCUUGAAAAAUAGAACCAAGUGGAAAAAGUCAUCUUUAUAGUAAAACUUUGGCAAUUAUUUUUAGCUCACCUGGUCCGAAGCUUUGCCAUACCGCAGCGUCAUCCGUCCGUCGUUUUUGACUAAAUUUGGUCUGGAGCAUCAUUGGGCCAAGGGGACUAAAUUUUCUAUAAACAGUGGGUGAGGCCCUUCUGGGGGCAGAGGGGAGGGGCCCAAAAGGGGAAACAUAGCAAAUUCUUCAAAAUCCUUCUUCUUCUGUAGGAAUGACAGGAUUUUGUCCAAUAUUUGGCAGAAGCACCCUUUGGAGAAGGGUUACCAAUUUUGUAUAAACGGGGGGUCUGUCUUCCCUUGGGGCAGAGAGGCGAGGCCCAAUAAGGGAUAUAGAGGAAUAGCUUUAAUAUCCUUCUUCUUCUGUUGGGAUGAAUGUCUUUGACCAAAU
Molecule: messenger RNA, 6769 nt
Organism: Mizuhopecten yessoensis (Yesso scallop)
Lineage: Eukaryota; Metazoa; Mollusca; Bivalvia; Pectinida; Pectinidae
Product: phosphatidylinositol 4-phosphate 3-kinase C2 domain-containing subunit beta-like
Exons: 36
Coding region: 175-5610 (1811 amino acids)
Biological process (GO): cell migration; phosphatidylinositol-3-phosphate biosynthetic process; phosphatidylinositol 3-kinase/protein kinase B signal transduction
Cellular component (GO): cytoplasm; phosphatidylinositol 3-kinase complex; plasma membrane
Molecular function (GO): phosphatidylinositol binding; 1-phosphatidylinositol-4-phosphate 3-kinase activity; 1-phosphatidylinositol-3-kinase activity
Source: RefSeq, a predicted model, not a curated record